GACAUGGAGUUGACCGUGUCCAGCUUCGUCUCAUUGUUGGUCUACAUCUUGACCUUCUUGCUUGGACUUCCCGGAAAUCUCCUUGUUCUUUUCGUGUACAUCCGUAAGGCUCGAAAACAUGGUGCCACCCCCAAUGUAGUCUACGCUCUAAACCUGUGUGUGGCAAACCUGGCUCUAGUGUCAUGGAUGCCAGUCAAAGUGGCAGAGACGCUCCAAGGUUGGGCGCUUCCAGCUGCGGUUUGUCCUGUUUACAGCUUCUUUCUGUUUUCUUCUGUCUACGGUAGCAGUUUGAUCCUCACAGCAGUCGUUGUGGGCCGUUAUCUGAGUAUCGCCUAUCCCAUAACUUACAAACUCUACCGCCGGGCACGUACCUCUUGCCUGGUGAGCGCUAUCUUGUGGAUUUUAGUGCUUGUACACUUGGGUUUUGCUUAUAUUGCCGAAGGAGGGGGCCAUUUUGUGUCUUUAUCAGAGGAAAAUGUCUCGGCAUGCUAUGAAAACUUCACCCAGGAGCAGUUGAAAGUGCUGGUGCCGUUACGCCUGGAGAUGGCACUGCUACUCUUCCUGGUGCCGCUCGUUUUGUCAGCAUUCUGCACACUGCGCUGCCUUGUGCUUGUCAGACACUCUGCUUUGCCUUCUGUUGGGAAAAGAAGGGUGUUAGCCAUUGCACUCUCCACUUUAGUAGUAUUUGUGGUCUGUUAUUUACCCUACAAUGUUUCCCACGUGGUGGGAUUUGUCUUGUACACUAAUGUGGAGUGGAGAAGUGAAGCCAUGCUUUCCAGCUCCUGCAAUGUAUUUCUUGAGCCUGUGGUCAUGUUGAUGCUUUCGCCAUGGACGCCGAGGGAUUUGGUGGACCGAUUGUGCCGCAAACGAAGGAAAGCGCCAUGCAAGUCAUGGCAUCAGAAGCACUGGAACAGGGCUUCCAGGAACCCUCAAACAACAACGACACAAGCGGCGUCAGUAAUAAGCCAUGGUCAAUCUAAGAAUGACAGAGCAAAAGCAAACAAAGCAGACUCGUCCAUAAGUGACCUGAUUAGGGUACGGCAAGACACUCAUGGAAAUAAAUGAGAUGUUGACUUUGAACAUGAAUUUUUUUUAAACUUGUGAGUGUGAGUCACCCAGUCAUUUUUAGGGGAAGGAUAUGAGCUAUGAGAUCAUGUUUUGGUGGUUAUUAAAGAUAUUGGAUGAGAGUGCAUGUUCUUAUAAUAUUUUGCAAGCACAGCUUUCCCUUUUCAAUUAUGUUUGCCUCUGUAUUAUAUGAAUUUUUUUGUGAUUUUAACCAAAAAUAUAAACAAUAGUAAGUUAUUAUAAUGACUAAAAAUUGUAAAAUAGCAUCUAGUGGAUCUUUUAAACAUGAGGGAAGAUCUAUAGUAAAUUUGAAGCAGUUCUAUACAGACUCCAUGUAUAUUCUUUUAUUUCAUUCAAAUCUGAACAACAGAGUAGUAUUGAUGACCCAUGUGUUUAAUUUGUAACUAUUCUGUGAAACAGUUAUUCUGUAAUUACUGUAAUACUUGUACUUUUAAAUGUAUAAUGUGAAUGUGUAAAAUGUUUAACAUGGGCACUGUAUUCUAAUAUAAAUUAAAUUGCUCUUACAUUCUUUGGG
This is a messenger RNA of Onychostoma macrolepis, 1600 nucleotides long. RefSeq names its product free fatty acid receptor 3. Bases 4 to 1065 code for a protein of 353 amino acids. Gene Ontology annotation, cellular component: plasma membrane. The record is from RefSeq and is a predicted model, not a curated record. Gene Ontology annotation, biological process: response to fatty acid; positive regulation of cytosolic calcium ion concentration; positive regulation of calcium ion transport. Gene Ontology annotation, molecular function: bioactive lipid receptor activity. Lineage: Eukaryota; Metazoa; Chordata; Actinopteri; Cypriniformes; Cyprinidae. The transcript has a single exon.